This is a messenger RNA of Helianthus annuus (common sunflower), 1253 nucleotides long. Its product is annotated as putative B3 domain-containing protein At5g58280. The record is from RefSeq and is a predicted model, not a curated record. Bases 127 to 1041 code for a protein of 304 amino acids. NCBI's taxonomy places the organism in Eukaryota, Viridiplantae, Streptophyta, Magnoliopsida, Asterales, Asteraceae. Gene Ontology annotation, molecular function: DNA binding. The transcript is spliced from 7 exons.
UUCUUUUGUUUCAAACUAUUUGACCGCCUUUUCAAGAUUUCAAAUUUGUUCAUCUUCUGGAACGCAAUAGCUAUUCCUUCCUUCUUCACACUACUGGGCUGGCUGUCUUUCAUUGCAUUGCAUUUGAUGGCUGAGGAGAUCACGUCCAACAGUUAUGAAGAGGCUCGUAAGCAACAACUUCUCGAGAACAAAAAGAGAUUCGAGGAUUUGGGAAUCUUGACUAUUUCUAAAACCCUAUCAGAUCUUUCAAAAUCUGAGAAGAAGUCCAAGCAACGUGAGGUUAAACCAAAAAUCCGAAAUGGUCCUGUUGUAGAACCAAGGCGAUCAACGCGUGAACGCAAUCCCAUUGUUUCAUAUCAAGAUGAUCUCGAUAUAGGUCUGCCGUCUAUAAGGAGAUCAAAAUCCAGUUCAUCAUGGUCAAGUUAUCUUGCAAGACCAUUGGAAGAGGUCAGAAUGGCUUCAUAUGAAGCGAGGAUUGAAGCAAUUAAGGCUGCAGAGAAACUUCAAAGCAAUUUGCAGUCUGAAUAUCCCUCUUUUGUAAAGUCAAUGGUCCGUUCUCAUGUUUACAGUUGCUUUUGGUUGGGGCUACCUCAGAGAUUCUGCAGGGAGCAUCUUCCAAAGUCAACGGUGAGUAUGGUACUAGAAGAUGAGGAUGGGAAUGAAUGUGAAGCGGUGUUUAUUAGCUCAAGAACAGGACUUAGUGGUGGAUGGAGAGCAUUUGCAUUAGAACAUAAGCUGGAUGAUGGUGAUGCUUUGCUUUUUCAAUUGCUUCACCCAACAAAAUUCAAGAUUUACAUAGUCAAAUCAUCAUAUGAUGGAAUUCAAGAUCAUGAUGAUGAUACAUCUAAUGAGAAGGAAGAAGCUGAUGAAACCAACAGGGAAACAGCAUCAAAGAAGCGUAAAAAGUCGCUUCACAGUUCAUCAGAAAACACGAAGAAGGUCAAGAAACCAACUGCAAAACGCAGUGGUCAACCCGAAAAAGCAGAAAAGUCAAAGGAAAUCGUUACAGCUACACGACGUUCUACCAGGAUAAAAAAAUGAGAAGUGAAUCUGAAAGAGGGUGUGGAAAAGAGACUUUUGGAGAAUUUUGAUGGUCUAUUUCUUGGUUAUGUGGUCAAGGAGGUUGAAAUAUUAAAAAUAGCUGAUGGUUUUUGGUUAUGUGUUAACUUACUACAAGUUAUGUUUCAACUUGACCACACAUUAUCACCCAUAUGUAAUCCUUUAGUUGUCUUUUUUUUACUUUAGCUUUUCUA